UUUCUCGCACGCUGUGCUUCCACCGCGCAUAGCAUCGGAUACGCGCAGAGCAUGGAUGAUGAUUCCGAUUCGUUGGUCAAAACCCGAGCGAAGCGCCAGAGGCCCGAUAAAGCAGGCAGAUUCGCCGCGCUCGAAAGACUCAAGCAAGUCAAGCAAGGAACACGGAGCAAAUAUGAGCUCAAAGAAGAAACUUCAGUUUAUGAUGAGGUGGACGAGAACGAAUAUUCCCGUCUCGUACAGGAACGUCAAGAGGAGGACUGGAUCAUUGACGAUGAUGGAACUGGUUACGUAGAAGAUGGGAGAGAAAUAUUCGAUGAUGAUGUUGAUGAAGCGGAUUUCAACGCUCCCACGAAAGCAAAAGCAGCUGCCAAGAAUUCCUACCGGCCUCCAAAUGCUAAGAAACCUGGGGAAAAAGCUGGCACCAUUGCAGCCAUGUUCAGUGCACAACAGCCAAAGAAGAAAACAGAGAAGAACAUCACGGUGAAUGAUGACGAACUUAUCAACAGCAUUUUCAAUUCAGUUACAAACAGGAGUAGUACAGAAAUUUCACCAGCUACCCAGUCCUUCAGGCCAAAAGAGAGAAUUGUACAGCAACCAUCGACAUCAAGGUCACCGCUCAACCCGUUUGCCAAGGAUAAACCCAAGAGCCAGCCUAUGAGGGAAUCCUUCAAGCCACGUACCAUCAAUUAUGAAAAUGCCGACACCAGCAUGCACACUAAACUAAAAACCCGCGUCAAGGAGGAGCCGGUUGAUAUAGAUGAGUUUUACAGUGAAGAUGUCAUGCAAGACAGUCCAAACAUUGACGAGGACUCCCCUGCUGAUGCAGCAGUCAAGUCUGAAGAUGAAGAUUUCUCAUGCUUUGCUGAUGAAGGAGACAAUGACUUUCUAGCAGAAGUGGCAAGUGGAACGGUCAGCACAGAAACCAAAGUUAGCACCAGAGAAGAGGCUAAGACUGGUGUCAAAAAGGAGACGGCAAAGGAGGUGGACAAUGGCUUCCCACAAUGGAAUGGUCUGCAUGCGAGUGAGGUGGUGCCAUCUGCUGAGAUUUGCCUGGAUGGUUUACCAGUUGUAGAAAAUGAAGAGGGUGAAAGCGUUGUGCAGUUCUUCUGGCUCGAUGCUUUCGAGGACUACUUCAAAAAUCCAGGCACGGUUCACAUGUUUGGAAAAGUUAGAAUUCCGGAUUCCAAAACACAUGUCAGCUGUUGUGUCACAGUUCGAAACAUUCCUAGGAGAUUGUUCCUGUUACCAAACGAAUCGGCAUCUGAUGACACAGAAGAAAUGGCACUUAUGAAAACAGUCUAUGACGAAUUCACACAAAUCGCCGAGAAGCACCGGAUUGAAGAGUUCAAGACCAAGGUGACCACAAAGCUUUAUGCCUUUGGUAAAAAGGGUGUACCAAUGGAAGCCAGGUAUCUGGAAAUCCUGUACCCUGCUCGCUAUCCUGCACUGCCUAGUGAUUUGACUGGGAAGACCUUCAGUGCUGCCUUUGGUAUGAACACGUCAAGCCUGGAAGCUCUGCUCAUUAACCAGAAGCUAAAAGGGCCUUGCUGGCUUGAGCUUAAGAAUCCAUCAUCUUCAAGCGCUCCAGUCAGCUGGUGCAAAGUAGAGGUUGUGUUGAACAGGCCAGAGGAUGUCGUGGUGUCUAAGGCAGAGGCUCCACCACCCCUUGUUGCAGCGACCCUCAGUGUGCGAACGGUCCAUAACCCGGUCACAAGUCAGAAUGAGAUUGUCGCUGUGUCUGUGCUGGCUCAUCAUGCUUUUCCCAUUGACAAGCAGGCACCCCAGUCUCUAUAUCAGACUCAUUUCUGCGCGCUUACCAAGCCGUCUGGUACACUUUUCCCAUGCCGUUUUAUGAAUGACGUAGCACGCUUCAAGGGCACCUCUCUGGAAGUGAUGGACUCUGAACGUUCUCUGUUGACUUUCCUCAUUGCCAAGCUCCAACGGUUGGACCCUGACAUUUUAAUUGGCCAUGACAUUCAGAGCUUCGAUUUGGACGUACUGCUUCAUCGCAUGCUUACGCUGAAGAUUUCUAAUUGGUCUCGUCUGGGAAGGUUAAAGCGUGGAAAUGCUGGUGCCCUGGGCAAGACAACGGACCGACAGAUUACACCCGGUCGCCUUGUGUGCGAUGCCAAGGUGUCUGCCAAAGAGCUGGUGCAGUGCAAGAGCUACGACUUGUCCGAGUUGGUCAGGACUUUGCUACGUAAGGAACAUGUUCCCCUCACAGCUGAGCAAGUCCUGGACAUGUACAGAGAUUCUGGCCAGUUGUUGAGACUAGUGGAGCACACCAUGAUGGAUGCCCUCUACUGCCUGCGAGUCGUCAGUGAGCUGAAUGCUAUUCCCUUGGCAUUGCAAAUAACAAACAUUGCUGGAAAUGUCAUGUCCAAGACAUUACUGGGAGGCAGGUCGCAAAGGAAUGAAUACCUUCUGCUGCAUGCAUUCAGCGAUCGCAACUACAUAUGCCCCGACAAGGUGUUCAAAAAACAGGGCACCAAGGUGCAUAUUAACGAGGAAGAUGGGGAUGAGGCUGAGCAUAUGACUGCCAGCAAGAAAUCCAAAAAGGGCCCUUCCUAUGCUGGUGGCCUGGUGCUUGAACCAAAGAAAGGUUUUUAUGACUCAUUUAUUCUGCUGAUGGACUUCAACAGUCUGUACCCAUCCAUCAUUCAGGAGUACAACAUCUGUUUCACAACUGUUAGUGUUUCUGGCAGCGAUGAGGCAAAGGAUGAAGACUACAUUCCGAAAUUGCCUAGCCCUACGUUGGAGCAAGGCGUACUGCCUUCUGAAAUUCGAAAGCUUGUUGAAAGAAGAAGGCAAGUCAAGUCAUUAAUGAAAGGGGCUGAAGGCGACUCUGAGUUGUACCAGCAGUACGACAUCAGGCAGAAGGCGUUGAAGCUGACGGCUAACAGCAUGUACGGAUGCCUGGGAUUCUCAAACUCUCGUUUUUAUGCGAAGCCUCUCGCAGCACUCAUUACAAGCCGAGGCAGAGAGAUCCUGAUGCAGUCCAAAGAACUUGUCGAAAAGAUGGGCUUUGAAGUCAUCUACGGAGACACAGAUUCUAUUAUGAUCAAUACGAACUCGAGGGACCUGAAGGAAGUCACAAAACUGGGGAAUAAGAUUAAAGCAGAAAUUAACAGAUUCUACAAGCAGCUCGAGAUAGACAUUGAUGGCAUCUUCAAGUCAAUGCUGCUUUUGAAGAAGAAAAAGUAUGCUGCAGUAUGCAUCACCUUUGGACCCAACAACGAGCCAAUCGAAACCCAGCAGCUGAAAGGAUUGGAUGUGGUGCGCCGUGAUUGGUCGGAGAUAGCAAGGAAAACGGGCGUGUUUGUGAUCAACCAAAUCUUGUCGAACAGCUUGAGGGAAGAAAUAGUAGAUAAGAUCAACACUCACCUAAUGCAGCUUGCCACCAAAAUCCAGGAAAAUUCACUUCCACUGUCCGAUUACUGCAUCACAAGGCAACUCACCAAAAAUCCUGAGGAUUACCCAGACAAAAAAAACCUGUGCCACGUUCAAGUUGCUAUGCGGCUCAACAGCAAAGGCGGCAAGAAGCUGCGCCACGGCGACACUGUCACCUACAUCAUAUGCAACGAUGGCAGCCAACUGCCAGCAUCACAGAGAGCUUACCAUCCAGAAGAGUUGAAGACUAAUGAAAACCUUUCCAUAGAUAAGCACUACUACCUUUCUCAACAAAUCCACCCAGUUGUGGCCAGGAUAUGUGCUCCCAUUGAGGGAACAGAUGCUGCCAUGAUUGCAGAAGUCCUUGGCUUGGACCCGCACCAGUACCGGAAUCACAGCUACAAUAGAGACGAUGACCCUGGUGCCAAGCUGAGCAUGGCAAAGACUCUUAACCUGAAUGAUUACAAGGAUUGCCAGAGGAUCAGCUUUGGCUGCCCUGUUGACAACUGCAGUUCCACACUUACAGUGGAACACAUCUUUGAAGGAACUGGAAAGAACCUGACAUUUAGUCUUGCGACAUGUCCUGGUUGCAAGACUGACCUGUCCAGCUACAUAAACGCUCUCUGCAAUCAAAUGACUUUGCUUAUUCGAUCGUUUAUACAGAAGUUUUACCUGGGCUGGCUUGUCUGUGAAGACUCUGGUUGUGGGCACAGAACCCGGCAGGUGCCGCAGACCUUCGCAAAGUCCGGCCCUGUUUGUGUGGCGUGCCAACGAUCAGUCAUGCUACCUGAGUACAAGGUAUCAGAUCUCUACAGACAGCUGACCUACUUCAGCAAGCUCUUUGACUUCUCCAGGGCGCAAGCAACUCUUUCAGAGAUCGAAAAGAGGCUGCCAUGCGUGACGUGUCCAGAGACCGAGCGGACCUGUCGUCACUUGCAGCAGGUGGCCAAGAGGUACCUGUCGCGCAGUGCAUUUAGCGUCGUGUCAAUGCGGGACUGUUUCCGCGACACUUUCCGGCCGUUCGACCUGCGAGCCAGCCGAGCCGCCAGUGAAGGGGCACUGCUCGACUAAGCCUCUACACCGGUAGCACCUCACCAGACAGUGUGCACUACAGUGGUAGAUCUGCGCUCCUCUGCGCGCUAGCAGUACGCUGUCUUGGCGGUUACAUCUGGUUUACAUGGUGGCCUGUAAGCGACGAUCACUGGUAGUGCAUUUAUGUCGACCCAUCAUCAGCUCAUUGUAUGCAGCUGACUCUAUAUGCUCACCAUGCGCAGCCCGCCAUUGCCUUUCAUGCGGUUGUGACUUAAACCAAUGAAAGGUAACGUAUUUUAUACAGCGUUUAUAUAGCGUCGCUGAAAUUUUUGUUUUUCAUUUUGUCCUUCACUGCGUUGAGUGUUUAGCUGCAUGGUACCACACAAGCUUUUGCCUUACUCCCAGCCCAGUGGCUUUCGAUAGCUUUUUGGGGUGGCUUGUUGGUCGACUGCUCUUCGAAACUGUAUCGCGAUUCUGUCAGCAGGGCUCUAGCUGGGUUUUGUUGUAUAAAGUGUAGACAUUGUGCAACCACUGUCGACCAAACUUGUGAACGCAAGAAGUAAUGACGAUGUCCUUAUUUGUGUACGGUUGUAUUCGUAAAUUUUAAUGGGGUGUGGCUGUUUAGUUUAAAAGUGUUUUAAUUACUUUAUAAACUUGCCGUGGACUGUGUUUUACGAGUAUAAUUAUAGUUUACACAAAGACUCACGGGCAUCUCCGAAGUUGCGAUGUACGCUCGAAAACUCAACCCGCCAGUGUGAGUGCCCCGAUUUUUACAUUUUCGCCAGUAUCGAGCGUUUGGAAGCAGUGUUUUUCCGGUUUAGUAUUUAUGACUGCGUGAUUUAGCAACUUACAGAUAUAUCUUUAUGUACGGUGUCUGCGGAUAAGCGCGUUCUUUUAACCCUGCAGUCCGUGUCUGUUUUACAAUAUGUUUUUUUUGUUCUGUUUUGAAAUGUUGCUUCAAUGUACAAUGACUGUAAUAUACGAAGCGCGAAUGCAUUUGUAUCGAUAAUUUCUCACGCCACGUUAGUUUUGAUGUUACAGAUGUUGCAUGCUUAUGUCGUGUGAAGGCUGGCUCAGAAUCAAAUCGGACGUCACUUGAGUGAUUCGUCCGCUAUCACGUUCGUCGUGUAAACACAGCUUUAGAGACAGAUGAAAUGUGCUGAACGGGCAUACUUAAAUAGUCAAAAUUCACCUUGUCACAAACUCGUCGACUGUGACAGCAGGUUUGCUCUUCCUAAAUAAUAAUUUCUAACAUUGCCGUAUGCGCCAUAAAUUUUUUAAGGUGUCAAUACAAAAAUGAAUAAGCCUUGUGUCUACUUCCGCCAUGUCAGGCAUUAAUCGUCAUCAUCGUGACGCUACUCGGUGUCGAAUUCGUGCGGUACGGUUAAUUAUGAAGUCGAUGCGUCGUGAGAGCUGAAGGUCUAGCUAUAGUACUUGAAGUGGGGGCGAAAGGGGCGUUUGUUUGACUUCAAUAAUGUUAUUAAUAUGCGGGCUCUUACGUAUUGAAACCACAAUGUGAUUAUGAGCCACGCCGCUGUAAAGGGCUCCGGAUAUUACGACCAUUAUGGCGUUCUGACACAUGCCCACAACAAAACAGUCUUAUUUCACUGUAGAGUCUGUCCAAGUUAACCAAAACGUCAUCAAACGCCCAAGGCUAGACCCCAUUAAAGGGGUACUGACACGUUUGGAGGGGGGCGAGUUCACACUGCCUUACAAAUCUCCUGUUACAGAGACGACUCUCAGCAAGUGUGACGCUCAGCAAUUGCUGAUAAGAUAUUUAACUUUUAAAAUAAAGUCAAUUUUCUCGUGGCGCGCCUA
This is a messenger RNA of Rhipicephalus microplus (southern cattle tick), 6240 nucleotides long. It is a transcript of the gene PolA1, whose product is annotated as DNA polymerase alpha catalytic subunit. Lineage: Eukaryota; Metazoa; Arthropoda; Arachnida; Ixodida; Ixodidae. Gene Ontology annotation, cellular component: alpha DNA polymerase:primase complex. The record is from RefSeq and is a predicted model, not a curated record. Gene Ontology annotation, biological process: DNA replication; mitotic DNA replication initiation; lagging strand elongation. Gene Ontology annotation, molecular function: nucleotide binding; DNA-directed DNA polymerase activity; DNA replication origin binding.